Messenger RNA from Saccoglossus kowalevskii, 1192 nucleotides. Its product is annotated as microfibril-associated glycoprotein 4-like. The record is from RefSeq and is a predicted model, not a curated record. Lineage: Eukaryota; Metazoa; Hemichordata; Enteropneusta; Harrimaniidae.
ACAGUGCAAAGUUUUAACAGUUGCUGUGAGAAGACGUUAUCUGUAAUGGGUAGACCAAUUGUCUUAUCGAUUGUGUUCGUACUGCUGGCAUACGCAGAAGCUGGCGACUUCGAAGAGAUCAUCAGCCAAUACACUAAGUCUAGCAGCUGCAACACACUUAGAUAUUCCGAUAUACUGACAACAGGAGCAAGAAUAUUGGACCAGAUAAACGAACGGCUGGAGACAUUAGAUCUGAUAGAUGAACGUUUGGAAACUGUCGAAGACAAGCUGGACAAUUUAUCUACUGGUGGUGGUGGUGGUGAAGUACACGUACCUAAACAUAUAAUAACUAGUAUUACAGACUGCCGAGGUGGGUCGAUUCGAGCGUAUUCCUCUCCCACGGGAAAGGACUGUUUUGAUAUUCAACAAAAGGGUGGAGUAUCCAGUGGUAUAUACACUAUCCAGCGAGAUGGGGACCCACAUGGUGACUACCCUGUAUACUGUGAUAUGGACACUGAUGGUGGUGGAUGGACAGUAUUCCAUGAAAGAUAUGAUGGCAGUGUAGAUUUCUAUCAGGGGUGGAAUGAGUAUAAGCACGGCUUUGGCAGCGUGAGAGGAGAAUAUUGGCUCGGAAACCACAAGAUUCACGCCAUGACUAACCAGGGUGGAAGUUAUAAACUGCGAGUUGAUCUGGAAGACUUUGAUGGAAAUACUGCAUAUGCUGCCUAUGACAAUUUCGCACUUUCCGAUGAAGCCAGUGGUUAUACUCUGAGUGUUGGACAGUUUAGCGGAACAGCGGGAGAUUCGUUGACCUAUCACAGUGGUUUAAGGUUUAUCACACACGACUUAAGUGAUGUUGAUACAUCCUGUGCCGUGACCUACCACGGUGCCUGGUGGUACAGAACAUGUCAUUAUUCAAACUUGAAUGGUAAAUACCUAGGAGGGGAGACAGCAGAGUAUGCUACUGGAGACGUGUGGUACCAUUGGAAGGGUUAUUAUUAUUCCGCAAAAUGCUCUGAAAUGAAAGUGAAACCAAUGUAGACUCGUUUGCUAAAUUAUAUUUUCUGUGUAGACUAUGUCAUUUGAUGGACGUUGUUUAGUAUACUAGUUAGGCUCGAUCAAUGCAGUUUCCAUUUUUCAUUUUGUGCAAUAAUUUGCCAUUUUCUGUUAAGCAUCAGUGAAUAUAUAUAUAAAUAAAAUACGUAUAAAAUGC